AUGGUGAAAAUCUAUUCUGAAUGGCUCUAUACAGCCACCGCUUUCUUUGCCCUCUCUUCGGCCACUUUAGACAGGAGAGCAGCCGUGGAUGAUUGCCUCAAGUCCCAUCAAGUUCCGGUAUACGCAGCAGGCACGGCAAACUACACCCAGGCCAUCAAGCCUUUCAAUCUCCGCCUUUCGUUCACCCCGGCUUCCUAUGCUGUGCCACAGACUAUCAAGCAUAUUCAAGAUGCCGUAGCCUGUGGGGUCGCAAACAAGAUCCCCGUCACCGCAAAAUGCGGAGGCCAUAGCUAUGCCGCCCAUGGCCUAGGAGGAGAAAAUGCCCACUUGAUCGUUGAUAUGCAACGUUUCAACAGCGUCACAGUUGACCAACAGGCCCAAAGAGCCGUGGUACAGGCCGGUGGAAGACUAGGAAACAUUGCUCUGGCACUGUACGACCAAGGGAAACAGGCCAUCAGCCACGGAACAUGCCCAGGUGUAGGAGUAAGCGGAUUGACACUCCAUGGCGGUUACGGACUCUCCUCUCGCAAACAUGGUCUUGCUUUGGACAAUGUUGUCUCUGCUACGGUCGUGCUUGCCAACAGUACUGUUGUGACUGCCUCAGCCGAUUCAAACCAAGACCUCUUCUGGGCUCUCCGCGGUGCCGGUGCAGCCUUUGGCAUCGUCGUCGACUUCACAUUCAAGACCUUUACUCCUCUUGAAAGCAACGUCAUCUUCGACUAUUCCUUGUCCCCGAAGAACACCAGUCAGCUAGCAAAAUAUGUAACUGCGCUACAAGACUUUUCCAUCAACGAUCAGCCUGCCGAGCUCGACAUGCGCAUGUUCCUGCCAAAGCAGCUGACAGGAGUCUACCAUGGAAACCGCUCAGAAUUCGACAAGGUCAUGGCACCCCUCCUCGCCAAACUCGACAUUCCCGCUGGCAGUGGCAAAGUAUCAGUAAAGGGAUGGAUUGACACCCUCACCCACUUUGCCUUUGGGCCCCUCAAACAAGCCGAAGUCUACGACACCCACGAGAACUUUUACGCCAAGUCUUUGAUGCCCGAGGCCCUCUCCCCUGCCGCCAUCAAGGCAAUGUCAGACUACUACUUCACGACUGCCAGCAAAAUUACCAGAGGUUGGUACCUCCUGAUCGACCUCCAUGGCGGCAAGAGCGCGUCCAUUUCCCAGGUCGGCCCGGACGAGACCAGCUACUCACACCGCAAGUCCAUUUUCAAGAUGCAAUUUUAUGACCGGAUUUUCCCGGAUAACGCUACGUAUAAGCCUGAGUACAUGAGCUUCCUGAAUGGGUGGGUCAAUGCCAUUGAGGAUGCGAGUAACGGAAGCAAAUAUGGCAUGUACGUCAAUUAUGCAGACACCGGUUUGAGCCGCACAGAGGCGCACUCUAGGUACUGGGGCGAAAAUUAUGACAGGCUCGUCAAGAUUAAGAAGUCACUUGAUCCAAACAAUGUAUUCGAGGGUCCGCAGUUGGUUGGAAGUUGAGUGGCAAGACAGAUGCCGGUGGCGAUGGUGGCUGGAUAUUAGAUUGCGAGAAGUGUGUGGGGACGUCAUUUUGUUGUUUAUGGUAGAUUGGCAACGAACACAUUAUCACCAAGAACAGUUUUAUUAUGAUACACAGCACAUACACGCCACAAUGAAUGAAGAAACUCAUAAUUCAUUACAGUAUAUCUUGAUUGA
Molecule: messenger RNA, 1674 nt
Organism: Pyrenophora tritici-repentis Pt-1C-BFP
Lineage: Eukaryota; Fungi; Ascomycota; Dothideomycetes; Pleosporales; Pleosporaceae
Product: GlcD, FAD-FMN-containing dehydrogenase
Molecular function (GO): FAD binding; oxidoreductase activity
Source: RefSeq, a predicted model, not a curated record